GCGGUGGAGCUUAGCUGCAGCUGGCGACUCCGGCUCUCUCAGGCUGCUGGGCAAAAAGGCUCCGCGCCCGCAGCCCCGCAAACGCCGAGAGGCUGCCGCAGACAGGAGGUCGCCCGCGUUUCCUCGCGGCGCCUGAGGAAGCCGAGUUACAACUUGUGAGCGCCGGCAGCAGAGGCAGCGCCGCCUGCGACGUCUUCUCGAGCGGCUUCUCCCCAAAGUUGCUCCAGCCCCCCCGCGCCUUCGGAGAGAGCUGUGCUAACGCUGCCUGCGAGGCGGGAGGUCGCCGGGCGGUCGGAUUGCCUUAUGCUACUCUGAGGUGCACAAACAGAACAAGGAGGAGAUAGAGAAGUUUGAAAAUUCCUUCUCCCAAGGAAGAAAAAAAAAAGAGGAAAGAUUCAAGUUAUCACCAAGAGGCAGAAGGGCAAUGCACUAUUGCUUAUGCUUGCUGAUGUAGAGUCUACUGUUCAAUCCAUAUUUAUAUCAGUUGGACUUGAGGAAAAGAAGAAAUAUUUAACUUGAAAGUCAAAAUUAUCUGCUCCCAAGGUUAAGGUUAAACGUGGCCAGUAAAAGGUACAUGGGACAUAUAUACUAUUAGAGAUUAUCGUAGACGUUCCAAGAGCUGCAUAAAAUCAAUUGGACUGCAUAGCCUGCAUAAACAUGGAGGGGGAUUGUUUGAGCUGCAUGAAAUAUCUGAUGUUUGUCUUCAAUUUCUUCAUAUUUCUGGGUGGUACCUGUCUCCUGGGAGUUGGAAUCUGGGUCAUAGUUGAUCCCACAGGAUUUCGAGAGAUCGUGGCUACUAACCCUUUGCUCUUUACUGGAGCAUACAUCAUGGUGGCUAUGGGAGCUAUGCUCUUCUUGCUGGGAUUCCUUGGUUGCUGUGGAGCGAUCCGUGAAAACAAAUGUCUUCUUCUUUUUUUCUUCAUGUUUAUUUUGCUAAUCUUCCUGGCAGAACUCUCGGCUGCAAUCUUGGCAUUUAUCUUCAGAGAAAAUCUGACCAGAGAAUUUUUUACCAAGGAACUGAAAAAGCAUUAUCAGGGGAACAAUGAAUCAGACGUCUUUUCUUCCACCUGGAACUCAGUCAUGAUCACAUUUGGGUGCUGUGGUGUCAAUGGUCCGGAAGAUUUCGAGGCAACCUCUCUUUCCAUUUUUCUGGAUUCCUAUCCUGCUAUUCCUGAAGUUUGUUGUAAACGGGAGCUCCAGUCUCGUGAUGCAGCAUUCAUCAAUAAAGAAGAAUGUUUGAAAGGAAGGGAAGUCUAUCAGAACCAACAGGGUUGCUACACUGUGAUCCUGAAUUCCCUUGAAACCUAUGUGUAUCUUGCAGGAGCUCUUGCCAUUGGUGUUUUAGCCAUCGAGCUGUUUGCUAUGAUCUUUGCUAUGUGCCUCUUUCGGGGGAUCCAGUAGGAAGUGUUUCAUGAGCCACAAAUGAUUUUUCAAGGACUUGCUUUGAAGAAGGAAAAGAAAAAAAAGAUAAACUUUAUUUUUUCGGUUAGCAAACUAAAAAAGGAGGGAAAGGACUGUAAUAUAUUAAUGAUCAAAAGGAUUGUACUUCAGGGGCUGGAACUUUGAGGUGCUGUCUAGUUCCUUGCCAUCUCCAAGAGGAGUCAUUCAUCUGAAGCCACUCAAAUGGAUUGCACUAAAAGCCUGCAAGACAGGAUGGGAAAUGAACUCUAAUAAUAUCCAGGAUGUUGUCUGGAACACACAUCUCUCAUACAAUAAUGAUCCAUUGAUUGAAGAAGAUAAAGAAGACUACCUACUUUAAACGAGAUCAUCAUUUAAAAUACCAAAACUGUCAUCUAAAGCAUUGAGAUGUAUACAGAUUACUUCAGUUUUAAGCUAAGUGGGGGAAAUGCAUUGGCACUUGACUUGCAAGCGUUCUACCAAGAUAGAUAGUUUUCCAUCUCAUGUGUGAUCCAGAAGAUACAAGCAUUCAGGAAUGCUUGGAAUGGAGAAUGCCUUCUCCAAGAAUCUUGAGGGUGGGGUUGUGUGUAUCAGAUCUAAUGGUGAAAAGUAGGGUAAGCUGAAAUCAGUGCAUACCAUUUUAGUGCAUACCAUUUAUCACACUGAAUUUUCUUAUCAGUGUUAUGUGAAAACAAAGACUAAAGCAGCUCAGCUGCUGGUUCCCUCACCUUAAGAAAAAAAAGUAUGUUCUUGUCUAGAAUUGUUGGUGCUGCCUCCCCUAAGGAGAUGUAUCUGUUUUGGGUUUUUUAGGCUUUUGAAUGUCUUGUCACCAUCAUGGUCUGUGAAAAAUACAUUGCCAAGUUUGGCCUUCAUAUAGCAAUUGAUUUAGCUUGGUGUCUUGUCCCCAUGUGCCUUUCAACUGCGUUAAAAAUAAUCCCCAACAAGCACGGAAAGCAGUGAGGCAUUUUUGCAGUUGCCUUUUGCAAAAUUUAAUUUGUAAAUUUUGUGGUGUUGCUUCUGACUUAGGCAUUCUUCGCAUAAAAAAACCCAAUAUACUCUGAUUGUUUUUUUUUUUCUUUUCAUUUUUAACUGUUGCCAAGUUCUAGCUUCAGUGGUCUAUUAUCCACUCAGCAAACACAGUCAAUAAGCCCAAGAGGCAGAACUGAAGUUCCAGAACUGAAGUUCCAAGUAGCAAUGUGUAAAACAUGUGAAGUACAAAGAAUUUUGAGCUUGAAACUUUCCAUUUCAAGUUUUAAACAGUUCCUUCAAGUUUGAAAUGGUUUUCUCUGACCAUUCCAGAAGAGUCAAACUGCCCCAAAACACUUGCUUCAAACUGGGAAUAUUUUGUUCAGCCUUAAAUGUUGUUGUUUAGGAUUCUGAUGAAUAUGUAAAUUAGAGUGAAAUUGCAUUAUUUACUGAAUGGUGGACAAAGAUGUAAACUGGCAAAAUAAUAUGAUGUGACACUUUUAAAAGAGAUGGUAACCUACUACUAAAAAUAUGAAUAGGAUUUGGUGACAUAGGAUGCCAAAGAUGAGAUGUUGAGAAUCCCUGUUGAAAGCAACAGUAACAAGGUGUUCAUCUGUAAGUAAUAAUCUUCAGAAGUCUAGCUUCUGGGGAAACCCAGCAAUUAUUAUUUGAUAUGAGAUGAAAACAUUCUAGAACAAUCAUAGUUAUCAUGACUGUUUGGUUAAUUAACAUAUGAUAAGUUAAAUCUCAAUGUAGUCUUUGACAAUCUCUCAAACAUGGUUUCAGUGUUAUUUUGUUAAGUUCUGUACAUUUAGAAUUCACUAUGGCUUCCAAACAUGAGAAAGCCAGGUAUGCAGGAUCUGAAGAAGAACUCAGUUAGUUGGUCCCAUCUAGAGAUAAUAGCCUACAUCUCCCACAAUACAUGAAAAGCAUGUUGUUAGUGGGGGGGCAGGGGGGCAGAAUUCUAUUUCAACAAGGAUGCUAGGCAUGAUGAGGGUGGUUGAAGGUGCUGACCUGUGAUUUGGUAACCUAUUAUUGGCUGCUGCGAUGGGACUGAUCCAGCCAAUGAGCUGCAGGUGAUUGGUGGCUGUUUAAUUCCAACUACUCUUAACGUAGCAACAGGAAGCGCACUAAGUGUGCUGUUAAUUUUUAUUCAGAAAUCUCUGAAGCUCAAUACCUAUUUCAAGGAGUUGGCCCUGAGAUAUGUUCUCUGUCUUCCUCCACUUGCUCCAAAAGAUACUCAUACCCUGAAAAAUGAAACUUAUUAAGUGACAGGCGGGGCAGGUGAUGGCAGAACUACGAGAAAUCUAAUAUAGUUUCCUGAUAUUCUCUUUCUGUUUCAGAAUCUCAGUGCCCCUGUGUCUUUAGCUUACCUGGUAAUUUUCCAAAUUCUGAGUCAUUCUGCUAUCUCCAGUUUGCUCUUCAAUUUGAACAUUUUUCUGCCCUUUCUUUUCAUUACUUCAGCACAGGCACUCAUGAUAAUCCCAAAGAAAAUCCUAAAGAAUGACACAGACCUAGCUGUAUAGGUAAUCAAGUCUAACCUACUGUUUAGUAAUGGCUUCGUCUAGCUUCUGCUUAAGCAAUCCCAAUGAAAGGGAGACCACCACUUCUUUGGCAGAGAAAAGGGAGUCAAUUGUUUUACAAAAUAAUGGGAAUUAACUUGCUGGCUUCAAUGAUACCUGUCAAAGAAAUCUGACACUUACGGCAAAACCACACUAAUGGAGAGAAAGUAAUGUAUUUAUAUAAAAGAAUUAUUGAAAGUAACACUGUCAGGUUUGACCAAGCGUGCAGUCAGAAAAACUUAAUUAGGAUUUUUGUGCUGUCAGAUUUGCAAAAUUCAUUUUAGAAUAGUCAAGGACUGGAAGACUGGUUUCCUGUUCUCUGUUUAGUUGGAGUUAGGCUGCAGCCAUUAGGUCCUAAAUAUCAUUUGUUUGGUUUAGGCUUAGCAGAUCCAAUUAAACUGAGCCAUUUUGGUUCAUAAACCUUGGUGUAUUGUGGGAACCCAGCAAAAUAUAGAUUUGUGCUUCAACAAUCCGUAACUUGGCAUGAUACAUGAACCAACCCUUCCAGCAAAUUCCAAAUUUCAUUAUCUCUCUUCCUGAUCUGGAAAUAGAUUAAAGGGCAAUUUCUGUUCCAAAUGAACUUGUGCCUGAGCUGAUCGUCCCUUUGUCAGUAAUCUGUUUAGGAAGAAGGGAUGACCCAUAACAUGUUCUUCUACACAAGCUUAAGUGAAAUGGAUAUAUGUGGCUAAACCCCUGCAUAGAUUGUAUGCUUCAAAUGGGAGUUUGUCCAGAAGAACUUGGAUCAGGGCUGUCUCCUUCUUAUGUUUGUGUUUGUGACUCUAGAUCCACCCAAGUAUUUCUCACUCUCUGUGGUUGUCACUGUUGCAAGUGCCUGGGAAGCAGGUCACUUAUAAAGUAAAUGUUGAGAUCUAUUUUAAAUGUUCCUUUUAUUAGAAGGCUAGAGCUAAUUUAACUUGUAUUCCUUAUUGUAAUGCUUUUUAUAUUGAAAGGGAUUUUUUGUAACAUAAAAAUAGGAUGCUAUUCUGAAGCAUUUGCACAGUUUCUGUGUGCAUUUCUUAAAAAAUGAAAAGACAAAAAUAAAGACACUGUGACAACAAAGCUUUACUUUCCACAA
Messenger RNA from Pantherophis guttatus, 5001 nucleotides. RefSeq names its product tetraspanin 18 (gene TSPAN18). The record is from RefSeq and is a predicted model, not a curated record. NCBI's taxonomy places the organism in Eukaryota, Metazoa, Chordata, Lepidosauria, Squamata, Colubridae. Gene Ontology annotation, cellular component: plasma membrane.